Molecule: messenger RNA, 3086 nt
Organism: Meleagris gallopavo (turkey)
Lineage: Eukaryota; Metazoa; Chordata; Aves; Galliformes; Phasianidae
Source: RefSeq, a predicted model, not a curated record
UUGUUUUUUCUUUCAGGUGUCCUGAAAAAAUGGCUGAUGAUAUUGAUAUAGAAGCAAUGCUUGAAGCUCCUUACAAGAAGACUUGCCUAACGAUAUCUCACCUCUACUCCCAUGAAUUCACCUUUGAUUCCAGUGUGAACUGUCAAUCAUAAGGGCGAGAUGUGUGACAGAGGUGGCAUCAAGCUCUUACAACCCUUCAACGAAAAUGAGCGAAGAUCUCGGGAAUGGCAUCGGUCACAGGAAUGGAUAGUGGCUGGCUGCUAGCGCGGCCACUGGGGCUUAGGCAGAGAUGUAGCCUUGGUACUGAUCUGAGGGGCACACAAACCUGAAACUUCCUCUUACGUUUUAUAGAAAUAACAUUUAACCACUUGAGUGCUGAAUUCUGCAGGAUAACUUACUCUCUAAACCAUGUAAGGAAGUAUCUACAAUUUAAUAUACACUUUUAAAUGAUGUAAGUUUUGUAUUUCAUAAUUGUAUGACCUAAAUUUAAGCAGCAAAGUGGUUAAACAUGCCUAUUUAAAUUAUCUAAAGCUUUCCACAUUAAACUCUAAACAAGUAAUUUAGUAUUAAAAUUUUUGUUUUGUAUUUUCUUAUUCCUAUUCCCAUUACCCUUUGACCACUUGAAAUGUUUCCGCUUCGUCCUCACGAUGUUCUUCUAUCAACCCUGCUUAGGAUGAGAACAAAUUGAGCAGUGCCAAUGGCCACGAAGAACGCAGCAAGAAGUGAAAAAAAGAGCAAGAGCCGAAGUCGAAGCCAUGACAGAAAGAGGAGCAGAAGCAAGGAGCGCAAACGGAGCCGGGAUCGGGAAAGGAAGAAGAGCAGAAGCCGGGAAAGGAAGCGGAGCAGAAGCAAGGAGCGCAGGCGCAGCCGUUCCAGGAGCAGGGAUCGCAGAUUCAGAGGCCGCUAUAGGAGUCCCUAUUCUGGUCCCAAAUUCAACAUUGCCAUCAGAGGGAAGAUUGGUCUGCCUCACAGCAUCAAAUUAAGCAGACGGCGUUCCAGAAGCAAAAGUCCCUUCAGAAAAGACAAGAGCCCUGUUAGAGAACCUAUUGAUAAUCUUACCCCUGAAGAGAGGGAUGCUCGAACAGUAUUCUGCAUGCAGCUAGCUGCAAGAAUUCGACCAAGAGACCUGGAAGAAUUUUUCUCUACAGUAGGGAAGGUUCGUGAUGUGCGGAUGAUUUCUGAUAGAAAUUCCAGACGUUCAAAGGGAAUUGCUUAUGUCGAAUUCGUUGAUGUUAGUUCAGUGCCUCUGGCAAUAGGACUCACUGGACAGAGAGUCUUGGGUGUACCAAUCAUAGUCCAAGCAUCACAGGCAGAGAAAAACAGAGCAGCAGCAAUGGCAAACAACCUGCAGAAGGGCAGCGCCGGCCCUAUGAGGCUCUAUGUAGGGUCGUUACACUUCAACAUAACUGAAGAUAUGCUUCGAGGGAUCUUUGAGCCGUUCGGCAGGAUUGAAAGUAUUCAGCUGAUGAUGGAUAGUGAAACUGGACGUUCCAAAGGAUAUGGAUUUAUUACGUUCUCAGACUCAGAGUGUGCCAAAAAGGCUUUGGAACAGCUCAAUGGCUUUGAGCUGGCUGGCAGGCCGAUGAAAGUUGGGCAUGUAACUGAGCGCACGGAUGCUUCCAGUGCUAGCUCGUUUUUGGACAGUGAUGAGUUGGAACGAACUGGAAUUGACUUGGGAACAACUGGUCGCCUUCAGUUGAUGGCAAGACUUGCAGAGGGUACUGGGUUGCAGAUUCCCCCGGCUGCACAGCAGGCUCUGCAGAUGAGUGGGUCAUUGGCAUUUGGGGCUGUGGCAGAUCUGCAAACAAGACUCUCUCAGCAGAAUGAAGUUUUGGCUGCAGCUGCUUCUGUACAACCACUUGCAACACAGUGCUUCCAGCUUUCCAACAUGUUUAAUCCUCAAACUGAAGAAGAAGCUGGCUGGGAUACAGAAAUCAAAGAUGACGUGAUUGAGGAAUGUAACAAACACGGAGGAGUUAUCCACAUUUAUGUAGACAAAAACUCAGCUCAGGGCAACGUGUAUGUGAAAUGUCCUUCCAUUGCUGCUGCCAUCGCAGCUGUGAACGCACUGCAUGGGAGAUGGUUUGCAGGUAAAAUGAUCACAGCAGCCUAUGUACCUCUCCCAACGUACCACAGCCUUUUCCCAGACUCCAUGACUGCAACCCAGCUACUGGUUCCCGUUCGACGAUGAAGAUGGAUUUAGUCAGUUUUGUACAUAGUUAUUUUUUGGAGGAAGAUUGAGUUAUCUUUUAUUUAGAUAAAACUAAAGGAAAUGAUUUAAUGUCAUUUUGUGUACACUUCCUGCUACCUUUAAAAUAAAAUGAAGUAAGCAGAAAUGCAGUGUGUUCAUUCUCCCUAACUAGCAUUUCCACUGUAUACAAAGCUGUUGACUUCUUGUUCUGCCUUGUAAUUCUUGUACAUUUACUAAGGUGAUCUGUAGGAACUGAGAAGUAGCUCAUAGAAAACAAAUUCUCUGUAAAAGGCAGAUGGGACAUGAUUCAAUUUUUAAAUGUUUCACGAGCCUUUCUUUUAAUGCAGCAAUUACAAUUUACAUUUCACUAAAUGUAGGUGAUCUGCUCGAGGUUAAUAUCAGAGGUAGAGACUGUGAAGGGACAUAUUUAGUGUUGUGUAUAAAGGGGAACUGGAAAGGCUGCUGAAAGCUGACCUGGCCCGGCGCUCAGUGUGCGCUGUGCUGAAGGAGGGUAAGAAUAGAAGGACUGAAGGGUUUUAUUUCUCGAUGGUAACUUUUGAUUAAUGUUAUCUGUAAAAGUUUCUUUGUAAAUACUGUGUGAGGUGUGUCUACGUUUCCAAACAAAACCAUCUCUGCAUUUCCGGACAGGUUUCUGUGUGUGCAGUGUAGCUGAAGGAUUUCAGCAGAGUCUGAAGACGGGCAGGAAAUACAGAAACAUGUUUUGUUCUGGUUGCAUAUAAUCUUUGCUCUUUUUAAGCUCUGUGAGCUCUGAAAUAUAUUUUUGGGUUACUUCAGUGUGUUUGACAAGACAGCUUGAUAUUUCUAUCAAACAAAGACUUUCAUAUUGCAACAAUCUUUGUAAGAACCACUCAAAUAAAAUUCUCUUAAAAAGGCC